Strongyloides ratti is the source of this 927-nucleotide messenger RNA. RefSeq names its product Pyrroline-5-carboxylate reductase 3. The record is from RefSeq and is a predicted model, not a curated record. Gene Ontology annotation, molecular function: pyrroline-5-carboxylate reductase activity. Gene Ontology annotation, biological process: L-proline biosynthetic process. The transcript is spliced from 4 exons. NCBI's taxonomy places the organism in Eukaryota, Metazoa, Nematoda, Chromadorea, Rhabditida, Strongyloididae. Bases 1 to 927 code for a protein of 308 amino acids.
AUGCGUAUUGGAUUUAUUGGUGCUGGUAAGAUGGCUCAAGCAUUAGCUAAAGGAUUAAUAACAAGUGGAAGAUAUGAAGCAGCUAAUAUUAUUGCUUCAAGUCCAAAAGUAGAUAAUAAAGUUCUUGAUGAAUGUAAAUCACUUGGUGUUAAUACUACAUAUGAUAAUACUGAAGUCAUUGAAUGUUCUGAUGUUAUUUUUGUUGCUGUUAAACCUGGUAAUGUAUCAAAAGUUGCUGCUGAAAUUGCUCCAGUUUUUGAAAGAAAAAAACUUCUUGUCUCAAUUGCUUUAGGUAUUACUAUAAGAAAUAUUGAAAAUUUAUUACCACCAAAAAGUCGUGUAGUACGUGUUAUGCCAAAUACACCAUGUCUUGUUGGUGCUGGAGCUUCUGCUUUUUCAAUGGGUUCAGCUUGUUAUGAUGGUGAUUCAACAUUAGUACAAGAUUUAUUAUCAACUGUUGGAUAUGCUGUUGAGGUACCUGAAAUUUUAAUUGACCCUGUCACUGGUCUUAGUGGUAGUGGUCCAUCAUAUAUGUUCUCUGUCAUAGAAGGUUUAGCAGAUGGUGGUGUAAAAAUGGGUAUUCCUCGUGAUUUGUCAAUACGUCUUGCAGCACAUACCUUACUUGGUGCUUCUAAAAUGGUUCUUGAAACUGGAAUACAUCCAGCUAUUCUUAAAGAAGCUGUUCAAUCACCAGCAGGUUCUAGUGUCUAUGGUAUUCAUGAAAUAGAAAAAGGAAAUUUAAAAGCAACAUUAAUUAGUGCUGUUGAAGCUGCUACUAAUCGUUCCCGAGCAACUGGAAGUGAUAAUCUUCCUAGACAAUCAAUGAUAAUGAGGGGAAAUGUAUAUGAUUCAUCAACAUACACCAAAUUACAUGAAACCCAGAAAUUAAAUAAUACCGAUAUAUUAACAAGUGCUGCUAGAAAAUAA